Molecule: messenger RNA, 324 nt
Organism: Trametes versicolor FP-101664 SS1
Lineage: Eukaryota; Fungi; Basidiomycota; Agaricomycetes; Polyporales; Polyporaceae
Product: hydrophobin
Exons: 3
Coding region: 1-324 (107 amino acids)
Cellular component (GO): fungal-type cell wall
Molecular function (GO): structural constituent of cell wall
Source: RefSeq, a predicted model, not a curated record
AUGUUCGCCAAGCUCUUCACGCUCUCCGCCCUCGCAAUCCUUGCCGUCGCCACCCCCGCACCCGCGGCGGACGCGUCCUGCAGCACCGGCGCCAUCCAGUGCUGCGACUCCGUCCAGAAGGCCGACAGCGCUGCCGUGGCCCCCAUUCUCGCGGGCCUCGGUGUCGUCGUGCAGGACGUCAAUGCCCUUGUGGGCCUCACCUGCUCGCCCAUCUCCGUCGUCGGCGUUGGAGGCAGCGAUGCCUGCUCUGCCAACGCUGUCUGCUGCCAGGACAACAGCUUUGGUGGCCUCGUCUCCAUCGGAUGCGCGCCCGUGUCGCUCUAA